CUCAUGACUGGAAAACUCUCCUAAGACCUCAUCUACCACUGAGUGUAACCUGCACCCUGAGGAUCAUGUUACCCUGUUUAAAUGUUGCUGUGGUCCUCUGUCUCCUGCAGGUCCUCUGCAUCACUGCGGACAUAGACAGCGGCUCCUUCCUGAUCUACAAUGAGAACCACAACAAGUGCAUAAAGGUGGAGAGUGCCACCUCCAUGACGGUGGCCCCCUGUGACCCUCAUGCCAAAGCGCAGCAGUUUCGUUGGGCCUCCGAAUCGCGCGUCCUCAGUCUGUCCCUCAAGCUCUGUUUGGGGGCCACAGAGAUUAAAGACUGGGUGAAGGUGCUCCUCUAUGAAUGUGAUGAGAGCAGUCAACUCCAACGUUGGGAGUGCAAGAACGAGACCCUCUUUGGCCUAAAAGACCAGGACCUGCACUUAAACUGGGGCAACCGCAAUGAGAGGAGCAUAAUGAUCUACAAAGGCUCAGGGCUCUGGAGUCGCUGGAGGAUAUUUGGCACCCGUGGUGAUCUUUGUUCGAAGGGCUUUCAAGAGGUUUUCACCCUAGGGGGAAAUGCCUUUGGAGGCCCCUGUCAGUUCCCAUUUAAGUUUGGGGAGAAGUGGUACGCUGAAUGCACAAAGGAAGGUCGCUCAGAUGGACAGCUGUGGUGUGCAACAGAGAGAGAUUACGACAAACAGAAGUUGUGGGGCUUUUGUCCCACCGAAGCCUCCUCAGGUUGGGACACUGACCCGGUCACGGGGGUUCAGUAUCAGAGGAACGCACAGUCAGUGUUGACCUGGUAUCAGGCCAGGAAGAGCUGCCAGCAGCAGGGAGCCGACCUCCUCAGCAUUGUAGAGCUACACGAGCAGUCAUACAUUUCAGGGCUGACAGGUUAUUUGGGAACGUCUCUGUGGAUCGGACUGAACAGCAUGGAUUUUGAAAGUGGAUGGCAGUGGAGCAACGGAAACCCGUUCAGAUAUUUAAACUGGGCUCCAGGUCAUCCUUCGUCAGAGCCCGGGCUCACCUGCGCAACCCUAAAUGCUGCAAAAUCCUCAAAAUGGGAGAGCAGCGCCUGCUCCAAGAAACUUGGUUACAUUUGUCGCAAAGGAAACUCGACCAGUCUGCCUCCACCACCAAGCAAAGACCAGCCCAGCUUCUGCCCCUCUCACUGGGUUCCAUAUGCAGGUAACUGCUACUACCUGCAGAGGACGGCUAAGAUGUGGAAGGACGCUUUGGCUGCAUGUCACAAAGAGGGAGCAGACUUGGCUAGCAUACACAAUAUAGAAGAGCAGAGCUUCAUUAUAGCUCAGUCUGGAUACUUGGCGACAGAUAUGCUCUGGAUUGGCUUGAAUGACCAGAGGAACCAGAUGCUGUUUGAAUGGUCCGAUCGCUCCCACGUUACCUUCACCCAGUGGCAGACUGGUGAGCCCUCUCACGCCACCAACCACCAGGAGGACUGUGUCCUCAUCAGAGGAAAGGACGGGAGGUGGGCUGACCACAUGUGUGAGAAGUCAUAUGGAUACAUCUGUAAGAAGAAAGCCUCAACUAAACCAUCUGAAGGCGCUCAAGAAGAAGCCAACCCAGGCUGCAAACUUGGCUCAUUCAGGUUUGGCUCUUAUUGUUACAACAUUGGAUCUGAGUCAAAAACCUUUGAUGACGCAAAGCGGGCCUGCUCAGCAGCUGGAGCUUACGUGGUGGAUGUGGCUGAUAGAUAUGAGAAUGCCUUUUUGAUCAGUUUGGUGGGUUUGAGACCAGAGAAAUAUUUCUGGACGGGACUCUCCAACACAGAUGACGUAACCACUUUCAGGUGGACCACCAGAAGAAAAGUCACAUUCACGCAUUUCAAUGUGGGCAUGCCAGACAGAAAAAAAGGAUGUGUUGCAAUGACAACUGGGGUUUUUGCUGGAUUAUGGGAUGUCGUCAGCUGCAGCAACAAGGAGAAGUAUAUCUGUAAGAAACCAGCGGAGGGUGUGCCGGUGACAACAGUCCCACCCACCACCAUGGCCCUGAGCUGUGAGUCUGGGUGGACCCCCGUUAGCGGGAGGAACAUCUGCUACAAACUUUACAAAAAAUCGUUAAAACUUAAGAAGACUUGGCUUGAAGCGCGGGAUUUCUGCAGGGCCAUUGGUGGAGAUCUGAUGAGCAUAACCAGUGGCAACGACCUAAACAACUCUCCGUUUUCCUCCAACAAAAUGUGGAUUGGCCUCAGCCUUGGUGCCAACGAAGGCUUCGAAUGGAGCGACGGCUCACCUUUCAACUAUGAGAACUGGGGCUUUGGGGAACCAAACAACCACAAUGACAACGAACACUGUGCAGAAAUUCGCAUGGUCUACGGACCGUACUGGAACGAUGCGCACUGUGAGGCCUACAAUGACUGGAUCUGCCAGAUAAACAAAGGGGUCACUCCCAAACCUGAGCCUGUCUACGUUGCACCAGUAUACAACACCACAGAAGAUGGCUGGCUUAUAUACAAUGAGUCACAGUAUUUCAUCAACAAUGACAGAGUAGACAUGGAAUCUGCUAGAGCCUUCUGCAAAAAGAGCUUUGGUGAACUGGCAGUCAUCACAGGAGAGACUGAGAGGAAGUUCCUUUGGAAACAGAUAGUGAAAGGCGGAGCAGAACAGUACUACAUUGGAAUGACAGUGAAUUUGGAUAAGUCGUUUAGCUGGGUGGAUGGCACCCCUGUAUCGUACACUGCAUGGGAAAAGAAUGAACCCAACUUUGCUAAUAAUGAUGAAAACUGUGUGACUAUAUACAAGAGCAUGGGGUUCUGGAAUGAUAUUAACUGUGGUCUGGAGCUACCUUCUAUUUGCAAAAGAAACAGUAAUUUUGUCAACGCAACAAUGGCCCCAACCACUAUUCCUAAGGGAGGAUGUGCACCAGAGUGGCUUGCUUUCCAAGGAAAGUGCUACAAAAUAGUUGUGGGGGAUGACAACAAGAUCUGGCAGGAUGCCAGGAAGUACUGCUUAAACCAGGGAGGAAAUCUGGUUUCUAUCCUGAAUGAGAGAGAGCAAGCAUUCCUGACAACGCAGAUGCUGGGAUACACUGAGGACUUGUGGAUCGGCAUGAAUGACGUCAACUGGGAGAUGCACUUUGUGUGGACCGAUGGAAAAGGCAUUUCAUACACCAACUGGGCAAAGGGACAUCCAGCCUCAACACCUGAUGGACGUUAUUCAUUCAUGGAAGAGACAUUUGACUGUGUGAUUAUGGUGGCCAGUUCCCCCAAAUCAACUGGAUUCUGGAAGGUAGAAGACUGCCACUCAAAACGUGGCUUCAUCUGUAAAAGAAGCAUUGACUCUCAGAUUGUAGUCCCAGCCACAACUGUGCUGCCAAAGGCUUUCUACAAACUCGGCAAUGACUCCUACAAGCUGGUGGCCCAGAAGAUGAGAUGGGACGAGGCGAGGAGGCAGUGCCAAGCAGACGACGCAGAUCUGGCCAGUAUCCUGAACCCUGUCACCCAGGCUUACAUCACCUUGCAGAUUGCCAAGCACAAUGAGCCCGUGUGGAUCGGCCUCAACAGCAAUGUGACUGGUGGGAGGUACAAAUGGGUUGAUAACUGGAGGCUGGCUUAUACCAAAUGGGGUGAAAAUGAGCCUAAACACAACUACGGCUGUGUUUAUAUGGACGUUGACAGAAAAUGGAAGACUGCACCGUGCACUGAGACCCACUACUCUCUUUGCAAGAGGUCACCAGAUAUAGCGCCCACAGAGCCUCCGCAACUCCCCGGCAACUGUCCAGAACCAAAAAAAAAGAAAACCUGGAUACCUUUCAGAGGCCACUGUUAUGCUUUCCUCAGCUCAUUGGUGGACAACUGGGCCCACGCGUCAGUUGAAUGUCUGAAAAUGGGUGCUUCUCUGGUGAGUAUUGAGGACCCUCAGGAGGCUCUGUUCAUACAACACAACCUGGAGAUUCUGCAGGACGAGGCCAAGUCCUUCUGGAUCGGCCUUUACAAGACUCAUGAAGGUGAGUGGAUGUGGAUCGAUAACAGCGCGGUGGACUACACCAAUUGGAAAACAGGGAUGCCAAAGUCAGAAUCAUGUGUGGACAUCAACUCUGAGAGUGGCCAGUGGAGCACAAACAGCUGCAGCAGAUACCGCUCGUACAUCUGCAAAACAGCCAAAGUUAUUACGCCUACAGAAAAGCCACCUGCUGUUGCCCAAGUGGUUAAAGAACCUUCUCACGGGUCUGCUGGCAUCACUGUGGCCGUAGUGCUGGUGGUAAUCGCCGUAAUCGGACUCGGCGCCUUCCUCCUCUUCCGUAAACGGAUACCCACCCCCGUCUUGGGAGAAAACACCUUUGACAACAAGUUAUACUUCAACAAUCCAAUCCGAGCGCCUGUAGACACCAAGGGCCUGGUCGCCAACAUAGAGCAGAACGAACAAGCAUAAAAAGACACAAGAUCAGUGGUAAUCAGCACAAAAUGGUGGUUUCAUACAUUUUACUGGGAUCUCAACCAAACCCUGUAGUGUUUCUCCAUUUAAAGAGGACAAGAUCAAAGAUAAUUAUUAUAUAAUAAUUCAUACAAG
Centropristis striata (black sea bass) is the source of this 4511-nucleotide messenger RNA. It is a transcript of the gene mrc1a, whose product is annotated as mannose receptor, C type 1a. NCBI's taxonomy places the organism in Eukaryota, Metazoa, Chordata, Actinopteri, Perciformes, Serranidae. The coding region runs from base 66 to 4373 and encodes 1435 amino acids. The record is from RefSeq and is a predicted model, not a curated record. The transcript is spliced from 30 exons.